GCACCAAUUACUCAUUCUUUAUCCUGACGCUAAGCAGAAUGGACUUCAGUAAUAAGGUUGUCUUAAUAACUGGUGCAAGCGGCGGCAUUGGUGCUUCUUGUGCUCUUCGAUUUGCUGCAUUAAAUGCCAACUUAUCCUUAGUCGGCAGGAACGUGGAAAAUCUUAACAACGUUGCUGGAAAAUGUGAAGAACUAAAAGGGAAUAGACCCCUUACAAUUAAAGCUGACAUCAGCAUAGAUGAUGAUGUUCAACGGAUUAUUGUAGAAACAAUAGAUCGCUAUGGAAAGCUGGAUGUUCUUGUUAACAACGCCGGAUUCCUCAUCAUGUCAGAUAUCACAGGCGAUAUAAAGGACUUCGACAAAAUGAUGGCAACAAACAUCCGUGGAACAUAUCUACUUACUCAGAAAGCUGUACCUUAUUUGGUGGAAACCAAAGGUAACAUUGUAAAUGUAUCAAGCGUCGUCUCCAUGAUGCCUAUACUCCGUAUGAUGGCAUAUUCCAUGACGAAGGCAGCCAUGGAUAUAUUCACCAAGUGCACAGCUUUGGAACUUGGCCCGAAAGGAGUGAGAGUGAAUAUGGUUAAUCCAGGACCAGUUAACACGAACCUGUUCAAGGCAAACUCGCUAAGCCACGAACAGAACGAGCUAGAACUUGAAAAAAUAGCAGAAGUUAUACCUUUAAAGAGAAUUGUAGAAAGCAAUGAUGUGGCCAAGCUAAUUUCGUUUUUGGCCAGUGAAGAUGCCAACUCUAUCACGGGAGCGAGUCAUGUAAUUGAUUGUGGAUUAAUUUUAGGGAAUCCGAAUGCCUAAUUUUGAAAAAAGUGUGUUUUUUUUCUUUCAUAAAUAGACCGUUGAACCAGUUAAAUGAUAUGUAGUAGCCGUCGCAUCAUACACACACUCCGCUGACUCUUUGACCCACAAUGUGUUAUUAAACCCAUCGGGGAGCGUUCAAGUAUUACGUAACGCAAUUUUUGGAGAUUAUUGGACCCCCCCCCUGUACCUCGCCGUAACGUUUUUCAGUACCCAAGUACAGUACUGUACCCAA
Pieris napi is the source of this 1044-nucleotide messenger RNA. Its product is annotated as glucose 1-dehydrogenase-like. Gene Ontology annotation, molecular function: oxidoreductase activity. The record is from RefSeq and is a predicted model, not a curated record. The transcript has a single exon. Lineage: Eukaryota; Metazoa; Arthropoda; Insecta; Lepidoptera; Pieridae. The coding region runs from base 39 to 809 and encodes 256 amino acids.